Paramisgurnus dabryanus is the source of this 4171-nucleotide messenger RNA. It is a transcript of the gene c3ar1, whose product is annotated as C3a anaphylatoxin chemotactic receptor. Lineage: Eukaryota; Metazoa; Chordata; Actinopteri; Cypriniformes; Cobitidae. Gene Ontology annotation, molecular function: G protein-coupled receptor activity; complement component C5a receptor activity. Gene Ontology annotation, cellular component: plasma membrane. The record is from RefSeq and is a predicted model, not a curated record. Gene Ontology annotation, biological process: phospholipase C-activating G protein-coupled receptor signaling pathway; positive regulation of cytosolic calcium ion concentration; complement receptor mediated signaling pathway.
UGAUUCACAUGCAGUCAGCUCUCAAAAAUGUAUUAGUCAUAAGUACGCUAAUUAUGACUGCACGUACAAUUAGGACUCAUUUUGUAAACAUUUUGUGAUCUUGCCAUAUUUAGUACGAUUUCAGACCUGUAAUUAUAUUUUGUGAAUUAAUUUGGACAUUAUUCGGUUUAUUUAGGGUCCCUCAUAUCGACAAUACAAGAAACAAAUCAAACUUCUCUUUUAAACUUUAACAAAAAAGGCAGCUGCAUCUCAUUUUCAAGUUUAGUUUUUUUUAGCUGAAGAAAGGAAACCGAAACUAACCGUUUAUUUGCACAUGCAGCCGGCACACAUUUUUAUUUAGCUAAUUUAAGAUCAUCACACCCUUCAUAAAUAUUUCUAAAUAAUGAAUGCAAUAUAAAAAUGUAAGCCAAUAAUAAAAGUGUCUUUAAUGCAUGAAAUAUAAGUUGCAGAAUUUGGGCUAUCAGAUUGGUUUAGAGAAGGUCUCGUCAUUUCCUGUGGUUUUCCCUUUAAAGUUGUUUGAGUGUCAUUCAGUCAGUAUUCAUCACCGUGUGGUUCAUGAGGUAAGAGCAAGAGUUUUUGACCUGAAACUUCACUUUUUAAAUAGACAUAUGUUUUAUAUAUAGAGACGUGUGUGUUGAUAAUGCGUAUAAAUGAUUACAUAAUUUACACUGUAACUACAGUAAACAACUACAGGAAAAACUUGUGAAAUGUUUACAUGAACAGUAAUAAAACGGCAAUGGAUUUAAUUAAUUAUUGCAUUUAAUUUGAUAGUAAACUAAUGAAAAAGGUACAAAAUAUAUUUGUAUAGUGCAAAUCUCUACAAUGUUCAAGGAGUACAUGUACACUCUUACAAAAAAACGUGUUAAUAUUUUACACAUUGUUUUGUGUUAUCCUAUUAUACACAUUAUGUGUCAUUUUGCGUUGAUUUAUGUUCAAAUAAAUUAAAGGGUCAACACAAGAUGAGAGAUGUGUCUAGUUAAGGACAACACAUUAAAUGUGGACAUCCCUGUUUAACUCUAAAUAAUGUUGUUUAUGUUUAAUAUUAUGUAGUAUUUACAAAUAUUAGGGUGUUUUAUGUUACAUUUUAUGUUUGUUCGAUUAAUUUCUAUCCUUCAUGUUUUGCAUUUGUGUGCAUCACAAUUUAUUAAGUUUUGAUGACCUUUAUUGCAAUAAUGUGAUUAAGAAUCGGAAAAUACAGAAAGCUGCAUUAAUGUUUCCUGUAUUUUUUAACACAUUUUGGCAACCACAGCUUCCAGUUUUAACAGCAAAUUUGUUCACAGUAUGCUAUUAAACCCUUAAACACUUUCUGAGCAAAAGUUCCUGUUAUAAAGGGUCCUCCCAAACUAGCAUUUGAUUGCAAAAUUUCAGACUUGCCCGUGAUAACACUGCAUUCAUUUAAUCUGAGUAUAAAGAUGUUGACUUAUUUGUGUGUUUGUGUGCUUUUUACAAAUAGCAGGACGCUUCAUCAGUUCAGCCAAAAUGAACAACACAUCUGAUUACAACACAACAGAUGAUUUUAAUUAUGAUUUUAAUUUUUAUUUUUAUUUUAAUGAGAGUCUUGGGAACUCUCCAGAGGCGAGUAGAUCUCUAACAGUGACUUCUCUCAUCCUCUACUUCUUGACGUUUCUCCUCGGAGUUCCCGGCAAUGCAUUUGUUGUGUACAUUGCCGGGAUGAAGAUGAAGAGGACGAUUAAUACAAUAUGGUUCCUAAAUUUAGCCAUAGCAGACCUCCUGUGCUGCCUCUCUAUACCAUUCAGCGUGGCAGAGAUCUUUUUGGAGCAUCACUGGCCGUAUGGAUCUGCCAUGUGCAAGAUUCUCCCAUCAGUUGUAGUUGUCAACAUGUUUGCCAGCGUCUUCACAUUAAACAUCAUCAGUCUUGAUCGGUUUAUUCUGGUGAUAACACCGGUUUGGGCUCAGAACCAUCGCAGCCUGUCGAAGGCCUGGAUCUCCUGCGUGGUGGUCUGGGUCCUGGCAUUGGCUCUCAGCUUGCCCUUCAUGAUGUUAAGAGAAACUUACACACAUGAUGAACUGAACAUUACAGAAUGCACAUAUCAUGGCAGUGAAGAAGAAGAAACUUUUGAAAGAUCUGGUGUGUUGAGCAUCAUUAGAUUUGUGUUUGGUUUCUUCAUACCUCUCGUGUGCAUCGCAAUAUGUUAUGGGAUCAUCGCACGAAAGUUAGGCCGAAGUAAUUUCCGCUCAGGUCGAGCGUUUCGCAUCAUGUUGGCUGUUAUCGUGUGCUUUUUUCUGUGCUGGUUUCCGUACCACUGCGUGGAUUUGAUCCGGAUGUACGGUGGGGAGUCCAGCUCCUCUGUGGCAUUGACCGUGGAUCCUCUGGCCAUCUCUUUAGCGUACAUCAACAGCUGCCUCAACCCGGUUCUGUAUGUUUUUAUGGGUCAGGAUUUUAAGGAGAAGGUUCGACUUUCUCUCAGACGUGUCUUUGAAAGAGCUUUUUCAGAGGAGGGCACACACACGUCACGAUCCACACAGUCACAACAAAUACACUCGCUGUAGUUUCAUCUUUUUUAUUUAGUAGCCUCCUGAAUCUUAUUUACUGAAUUGAUUUGCACAAAUUCAGUAGGUUACAUCUUUUAUGUCUUUGUGAAACUUAAUGCAAGCAAAAAGUAGCUUAUUCUAGCAGUUUUCAGUAAUAGGAAGUUUGAGUUUUUUAGGGGGUUUUGUGCAAGAACAUAUGAAACUCUUAAGUGCAUCUUAAGUGGCAAAAAAUAUAUAUUCAAAUAAUUAUUUUAAAUAUAUUUCAAAAUAUACAAACAAUGGCCAGAAUGUAUGUGCUGAAAUAUAUUGUGAAUGUAUUUUUCACCAAUAUAUUUUUGGCCAUUUUUUGAAAUAUAAACUAGUCAACAUUUGAAGAAGUGGAUCAAAACCUUUCAUUAACCUCGUCUUAAAACCAAUACUUAAUAACCGAUCUUGUCAUAGGACAACUUUGAAGAACUUUUUUUGAUCCACUUCACAUGUUGACUGGAAUAUAUAUAUAUAUUUAAAAGCAUUUAUAUUCACAUUGCAUUGGAAGAAGAACUUUGUAUGUUACAAACUUGUAGACAGGUUUGGAAAGAUUACAAUUUAAGCUGCUCAACUGUAACAAAAUAUCAUUUAAAUAUUUUAUACAAAACUUUAUAUUUUUCCGUAUGGGUUGUAAAAUUAGAAAUGUAUUUGUUGCCCCUGAACUACAUUUUGAAAUAUAUGUUGAUUUAUGAAGGUUAAAACUAAACUCAAAUUCAAAAAUACAUUUAAUGAAGCUUUACUUUCUUCACAAUAUAUUUAAAGCAUAUUUUUGGCCAGAGAAAUUAAUUUUUUGCCGUAUGGGAAAAUAUGAUUAUAGUAAAUCAUUAUAAUACUCUUUGGGUUUUUUAUUGCAUGGUUUUAUAGGAAUUAAGUAAAAGUGGAAGUGUUUUUUAGUGCUGACAGCUUAAGUUAAAAAGCAGAUGUAAGCAGAUGUUAUUAUGAGACAUUAAAGGUGACGUUUAUGAUGUUUACUGACACCAUCUGAACUGAACUAAAUGCUUAAUAUCAUAUUUUAUACAAAGUAAAAAAACACAGCAUGAAGUUAAAUCAACUUGGUUUUGCAAGUCAAUUCAACAUACUACAUAUACUAACUGUGAAUAGUUGACAUAACUUAUAAAAAAUAGUUGAAAUUGUUUAAGUAGCAUAAAAAUAUAUGUUGAUUUAAAAAAAUGCUGAUUUUUUUUUAAAGUGUACUAAUGCUGUUUUGUAGUAUUAGUAUUUUACGCUUACAUUUAUUACUGUCAUAUUAUCUUUAAUCAGAGAAAUUUAUUUUUUUGUAUACUUUUAAGUAAAAUCUUUAAUGUUUAAUUCUGAAGAAUGUUCGUAUCACAGAUGUUUUCUUCACAUAUUAAAAUAAUGCAUCUGUAAUCAAUUUUUCAUGUCCACUUCUCAAUUGUGUCGGAGUAUCAUAAUAGCAAAACAAGACACUUUGCAAACCGGGGUCUUGUUCACCCUGCAGGCUUUAUUGAAUUUAUAAUAACCUGUUUGUUGUGUAAAUGAUGUUUUCAUCCAUAUGAAUGAGUGUCUGUGUAAAGUCAGAUAUUAAAUGUGUUCUCAGUUUGUCACACCACAGAAAAAUGUGAUAUUAACCACCCAGACAAAUUUGAGUGAUUAAAAAAAUGCAAAGUAAUAAAAUAAGUUAUCAAAAUCA